AUGGCUAAAGCGGACACGAAGAAGGUUGUAAAAUCAGCAGAGAAACCCAAAGUGAAGAGAGCUCGCGAUGAUACUGCUGCCGGCGAGCCAGCCAAGGCCACGACACCCGCAAAGAAGGUUAAAAAGGCCGAGGCCUCACCCGCCGCGAAGGCAGUCGUGAAGAAGGUCGAGAAGAAGGCCACGCCAGUGGCGAAGAAGGCUCCUGCCCCUAAGGCAGCAGCCAAGCCUGCAGCGAAGCCUGCCGUCAAGGCCGCAGCGAAGAAGCCGCCGCCGAAGAAGGCCGCUAAGGAGAGCAGCGACAGCGAGGACGAGGACGAGAGCGAGAGCGAGGAGGAGGCUCCUGCCGUUAAAGCCCCUGCUAAGCCCGCCGCUGCCAAGCCUGCCGACGACGAUGACGACAGCGAGGAAGAGUCUUCCGAAGAGGAAUCUUCAGAAGAGGAGGCUCCCGCUGCCAAGGCUCCUGCUGCUAAGAGGGACUCUGACACCCUCAGCGGGGAAGAGUCUUCCGAAGAGGAAUCUUCGGAAGAGGAGGCCAAGGCUCCUGCUGCUAAGAGGGACUCUGACACCCUCAGCGGGGAAGAGUCUUCCGAAGAGGAAUCUUCCGAGGAGGAAGCGAAGCCCGCUGCUGCCGCUGUGAACGGCGCUAAACCCAUGGAAGAGGACAGCGACGACGAGGAUGAUAGCGAGGAGGACUCUGACGAGGACGAGAAGCAGCCUGCAGCCGCUGCGAAGAAGCCUCCCGCCAAGGCAGAAGAGAGUGACGAGGAGGACGAUAGCGAGGAUGAGGAUGAGAGCGACGAUGAUGAGGAGGAUGAGAAGGAGAAGGCUGCUGCGGCUAAGAAGGCGCCUGCUGCUGCUGCUGCUGCCAAGAAGGACGACGACGAUGAUGAUGAUGAUGACGAGGAUGAGGAUGAUGAGGAGAGCGACGAGGAUGAUGAUGAGGAGGAGGAGGAAGAGGAGAAGCCUGCCAAGAAGGUCAAGGCUGAGACCCCAGUGAAGGCCGCCGCGCCCGCCGCGAAGGCAGCGCCCGCCACGCCGCAGACCCCGGGAGGCGAGGAGAUCACGACGGUCUUCGUGAAGAACCUCCCCUUCUCCGCCGACCAGGACACCAUCGCGGAGUUCUUCGCGGAGUGCGGGGAGGUGUCAGACGUGCGCAUCGCCAUGGACAAGGAGUCGGGCCGCCCGCGCGGGUUCUGCCACGUGGAGUUCGCCACCGCUGAGGCCGCCACCAAGGCGCUGGACAAGAGCGGGCAGGAGCUGAUGGGGCGCGCGCUCUUCUGCGACCUCGCGGGUGGCCCAGGCGGCGCAGGCGGAGCGCGUGGCGGGCGCACCCCGCAGUCUGGCGGCGGCCGAUUUGGUGGCCGAGGUGGUGGCGGGGGGUUUGGCGGCGGAGGAGGGUUUGAGCGCGCUCCACGUGACGACAGCAACACAGUGUUUGUGAAGAACUUUGACCGCUACCAGGAUGAGGACACGAUCCGUGGGCAGCUGUCGGAGGUGUUCAGCGACUGUGGCAACGUGGUGGGCGUGCGCAUCCCCACUGACCGCGAGACUGGCGGCAUCAAGGGCUUUGCGUUUGUGCAGUUUGACUCAGCAGAUGCGGUGGCCAAGGCGGGCGAGCUCAACGGCACGGACUGCGGAGGGCGCUCGCUCGUGGUUGACACCUCUGCUGGUGGCGGUGGCGGCGGUGGCAGGGGCGGUGGUGACAGGGGAGGGUUCAGGGGGCGGGGCGACCGGGGCGGUGGCUUCAGAGGCCGGGGCGGCGACAGGGGAGGAUUCCGGGGCAGGGGCGGUGACCGAGGAGGUCGGGGUGGUCGUGGCCCGCCCCGUGCCAAGAUCAACCUUGCUGCACCAGGCACAGGCAAGAAGACCACUUUUGAUGACUGA
Closterium sp. Yama58-4 is the source of this 1884-nucleotide messenger RNA. Lineage: Eukaryota; Viridiplantae; Streptophyta; Zygnematophyceae; Desmidiales; Closteriaceae. The record is from the annotation of a GenBank genome assembly.